AUGCCUACAGACCGCGAUUCAGACGACAAACGUGACAAACGCGACAGCCCCGAUAAACCCUCAGACAUGCCCAAUAACAAGGACUUGGAUAACGAGUCGGAGACAAAUCCGUUCGUUGCGUUCCGGCGCUUCGCUGAUGAACAGGUCUCUUCAGUGUUACAUUCCAUCACUGGCCUACCAUCAUCAAUGGGAUCUCCUCAAUCAGAUGGCUGGACCAUCUUCACGGACGAUAAGGAAUACAAAAACAUGGCGUAUCGUCACCGCACCGGCGACAAAUCAAACGCGAACAACACAGCCGAGCGCGACUCCACCCCCAAUCAAAGCGCCGAUCCCAACACACCAGACGGUGAACAGGACCCCCCAAGCCACAAAAGCAACAACGAGCAAAUGUCAGAACCACAACAACUAUCUGAUAUUUUUCGAAAAGACAACAUCUUCGCGCAUCCUUUACUCCGUUCCGGACCCGCGAUUCCCGAUUUUCUCAACUUAAUCCCCUUCACCCGCGUCGAAGAACACGCCUUCGAAUUCACAUCUCGUUCUCCCCCUCCCGGCAUGGAUGAGAAUGGCAUGCCAAACUGGCCUUACCCAUACGCCUCAUUGAGCCCCUACUCCCCUCUCCUACUCGAGCGCCAGCCGUACCACUUCACGCCGAAUGCCCAGGGUGUGUUCUCCUCCAUCGCGUCAUCUCUCCAACCGACGUCGGACUUGGAUAGCGACCCACCUUUGCCGCAAUGGCGCGAGGCGUUUGAGGAUCUGGUCCGUCUCGAGAAUGGCAAAUCCAUGCUCGAGCGUGAGCCCUUGCUGCUAAGCAAAAUCAGAUCGCAAAACAAUUCGGAAUGGGUAUACGGAGUAGUACAGCGUGGCAGCUUCGGCGACCGGUACACAUAUACCCCUGGCGGAACUUUACGCCAUUCCCUUCCUGGGAUUGUGGACCAUGGGCCCAAAGAUAUCAAGCGUCAAUUGCCAAUGGAUCGCGUUGCGGCGCGAGACAACUCUCAGCCCGAGAGCGAAUUGGAAUUGUACGAGCGGUUUUUGGAAGAUAUCCAAGCUCGGGAACGAGAGACUUCCCAUGAUUCUGUGCCGAGUCCUAUGCUUAGUGCUCUGUUCGAAAAACGGCGCGAGCAGGAUGCGGUUGACGAGCAUCAGCGACAGCUGACAUCGGAUCCCGAGCAAGGUAAUGAUGAUACGGAAAGUUGGCUGGAUCUUGUCUCGGGCGGCAACCGAAAGUCUGUACCUGAGACUCAGCCGGCAUCCCAGAGCGCUUCACCGUUUGUUGUUUCCACUACGACUCGAACUGAGCGUGUACGUCAUCCUGAUGGCUCUGUCGAGAUCAAGAGGGUUCGGACGAAACGCUUUGAAGAUGGCCGUGAAGAGACCGAGUCGUUUGUUGAUACUAUGCGCCCGAGGCAGGAUACUGGCGAGGAACAGUCUUCUGAACAGAACCCCCAAUCGAAGAAUGGUUGGUUCUGGAAGGAUUGA
Molecule: messenger RNA, 1479 nt
Organism: Penicillium verhagenii
Lineage: Eukaryota; Fungi; Ascomycota; Eurotiomycetes; Eurotiales; Aspergillaceae
Exons: 1
Coding region: 1-1479 (492 amino acids)
Source: RefSeq, a predicted model, not a curated record